This is a messenger RNA of Pygocentrus nattereri (red-bellied piranha), 6941 nucleotides long. RefSeq names its product vesicle amine transport 1 (gene vat1). The record is from RefSeq and is a predicted model, not a curated record. Lineage: Eukaryota; Metazoa; Chordata; Actinopteri; Characiformes; Serrasalmidae. The transcript has 6 exons. The coding region runs from base 229 to 1671 and encodes 480 amino acids. Gene Ontology annotation, molecular function: oxidoreductase activity; zinc ion binding.
CAGGCUCGCGCCCCUCUCUGCAAGACAGUGAAAAAAGAGAAAGGCGGGUUGUGACUCCCGUUUAACAUUUUCAGUCGGUCCGUCCGUUCUCGCUCCACCUCUCUCAGCGGCGGCUCUCUGUACGCCACUCUCUCAGGCGGAGUAGGAGCGUACAGCCCAAACCGAGCGAACCUCUCUCGGCUCUUCUUUUCUUUCUCUGUUUUAACCACCACACUGACUCCUCCGAUCAUGUCCGGCGAGGACGCGCCCAGCCAGCAGCAGAACGCCGACGAGCAGAAGCAGCAGCAGCAGCCGCAGGAGAACACGAAGCCCGCCGAGUCGCCCAAGACGGAGAACAAACCGGAGCCUCCGCCCGCCGAGGCUGCCGCCGCCGCCGCCGCCACCGCCACCGCCGCAGCAGCCCCGGCGGAGAAACCCGCCGAGGAGGAUGCGUUCAGCUACCGCGCCCUGGUGCUCACUGGCUACGGCGGCUACGACAAGGUGAAGCUGCAGGUGAAGAAAGGGAAGCCCGCGCUCAAGGCUGGUGAAGUGAUGGUGCGCGUGCGGGCGUGCGGGCUCAACUUCGCCGACCUCAUGGCCAGACAGGGGCUCUACGACCGGCUCCCGUCACCGCCCGUCACACCGGGCAUGGAGUGCUCAGGCAUCAUCGAGGCGGUGGGCGAGGAGGUGACGGACAGAAAAGUGGGUGACAAGGUGAUGGUUUUGAACCGCAGUGGGCUGUGGCAGGAAGUAGUUGUGGUGGCAGCCACACACACUUUCCUCAUGCCGGAAGGGAUGAGCUUUGAGGAGGCGGCGGCUCUGCCGGUCAACUAUAUCACCGCCUACAUGAUGCUGUUCGACUUCGGACACCUGCGCCCGAACCAGAGCGUCCUCAUCCACAUGGCAGCAGGAGGGGUAGGCAUAGCUGCCACUCAGCUGUGUAAGACUGUGAAAGACGUCACUGUGUUUGGCACUGCCUCCGCAGCGAAGCAUGAGGUCAUCAGCGAGGGCGGAGUCACCCACCCCAUCGACUACCGCACACGGGAUUAUGUGGAGGAGGUCCGCAAAAUCAGCCCCAAAGGCUUGGACAUAGUUCUGGAUCCCCUGGGUGGGUCUGACACCCACAAGGGCUACAACCUGUUGAAGCCGAUGGGAAAACUCAUCAGCUACGGUGCGGCCAACAUGCUGUCAGGCCAGAAGAAGAACCUGUUUGCGGUGGCAAAGACCUGGUACCAACAGUUCUCUGUGCACACUCUCAGUCUGAUCCAGGGCAACCGUUCAGUGUGUGGCUUCCACCUGGGCUACCUGGACACGGAGACUGAGCUUCUCACAAUGGCCAUGAAUGCAGUGCUGGAUCUGUACCACCAGGGCAAAGUUAAACCCCGCAUUGACUCCACCUACCACCUGGAGCAGGUUGGUGAUGCCAUGCGUAGGAUGCAGGAGAGGAACAAUAUCGGCAAAGUCAUCCUCAUCACUGAACCCAUGAAGGAGGAGCCCAAGAAGGAGGAAGCCAAGAAAGAUGAGAAAGAGAAGAAGGAGGAUAAAAAGAAGGAGGACAAGAAGAAAGAAGACAAGAAGAAGGAAGAGGCCAAGAAGGAGGAGAAGAAAGAGGAGAAGAAGAAAGAGGAGGCCAAGAAGGAGGACAAGAAAGCGGAAGAAAAAAAAGAGGAGGCCAAGAAGGAGGAGAAUUGAGAAAGGAAGGCGGUUAGGCAGAAAAUUGGUGGCUGUGAAUCGUGUUUGUGUAGGGAGUAGGGGAUAAUUUGAGUCUGUGUGUUGAGUGUACGAGUGAGUGUGUGCGUGCGUGUGUUUGUGCGUGUAUGAGCAUGUUUGUGUUAUGGGGUGGUGGGGAUUACAGUGUAGUCCAGCUCUCAGCUCAACCCCAGGCGAUUACUCUGGCCUUAGAUCAACAUCUUGCACCGAAAUCUGCAGUCACUUAACCAGCCUUACAUAGUAUCCUCAGCACUCGAAUGCUGCUUAACACUCACCACAACACACACAUUCACACAUAACAUCACAUAACAGGGACGUACCACUCCACUAUUCCACUGUAUAUCUGUUAUAUAUUGUACUUUUCUCGUAGUGUUCAUGCUACAGGUGCAGUAGCGUUGAGCUCUGUGCUUUUUACUAAUCUGUGACUGCAUGCCUUCAAGGUGUGCUCCAUCAGUAUUAUACUUCCACAUAUACCCCUAAACGUUAACCCAAUCAGAUCACGCCACACCCAGCACCCCAAUAAUUUGUCACACUACUACUAUAAUAAUUCUAGCAUUACUUCUGUGCCAAUAAUGCACCAUAUUGCUGUUUUGUGCCAUUGAAUUAUUCUUUAUCUAUGUAGACACAAGCAGAUGUUUUUCUUCUAAGUGCUACUUAUACCCGGUCAAGCAUUUGUUUGAGAAUUGCUAAGGAUAUGGGUAAAGGCCUGGGUUCAGCGGGAGUGCUGUUGCCAUGACUACAGUGUUCCCAGAUCUGCCCCACCCUCUGUCCUAUCCCCCUAUCUGACCUGGAAUGUUCCAUUCUAAUCUGUCUCUACCUGUCUUCUACUUACUGAUUCUCUUCUUUUCUCAUUGGACCAGACUCACUGACUGACAGAUCAAUCACUGAGCCCCACCCACAUAGUUUACUGUGACAAUAAAGGAUGAGUCACUGUUUCUGAUUGACUUAGAGAUACAUCUUGUGUAGAUGCAGGCACACUUACUGUAGCCUAUUCAGCAAAGUCUUUGCAGACUAGGACAUCAUAAUUUGUGACAUAAGAUGCUCAAUAAGUCUUUGUCUGCCUCAGAAAUCUUUGCUUUUCAAGAAAAAAAGAAAAGGAAUAACAUUCCAUGUUACUUUGUCCUGUUUACUCCACUAUGCAGUUGUGGACCAGCAAACAGAUGCAGAGACUGUUAGAAAAUAGUAGAAGCAUUUAAAAAAUGGAAGCAAAAAAAAUAAGAACUUUAUCAUGGUUUGGAGGAGAGCUAUGGGUCUGAUGGGCUCUACACCUAGAAAUCACGACACUGCUUUGUGCACUGUGGCACCCGUACAUACACUGAUAAAUCCACAGCUUCCACUGUGUAACGACUGAAUCAUUUUUCUCUGUCGUUAAGCAUAGCAGCCUGCCAGGACUAAUGAACCCAGCUGCCAAGCAGAAGCAAUUACAGCAAACAUCUCCCUCCACACAUUCUCAGGUUAUUGUAUUAGAAGUAGGACAGCUGAAAUAGUCGGCGUCUGAGAUAAGGAUGUGAAUGCACUUUCGUUCCAGAGGCCUCCUCCAGGAUUCCACAUCAUUUGCUCAGCCUUCCGCUCUGGUCCUUAUGACUGCUUGCUAUCUUGCGGCACGUUUUCCACAUAAACACUAUUUCUUAGUCUGUCAUUUGCUCUCUGGCUCUGUUUUACCAUCACUGGUUGGCAUAGCAACAGGUGUUUGGCCAGAAAGAGAUGAGUCAGAUCCCCUACUAUACAUACAUACAUACAUACAUACAUACAUACAUACAUACAUACAUACAUACAUACAUACAUACAUACACACAUCCAUGCAUACAUACCAUACAUGCACCAUACAUACACACACACACACGUUCAUCGGUUUUCUCUGCUUUGUGUAUGCAAUUUUCAGAUCUGUCUCUUGCUCCUGUUGACAUUUUUGCAUUAUUUCCAUUAGUGUGGUUGCUGUUUCAUUCAGACUGCUGUGUCAGAAGGGCGUAACCCCUCACCCUCCCUGCUCUAAAACCUGUCAGUCAAACCCACUGACUCCUCCCUCAGCCCAUUUCACUGUGGUAGUGCUCUGCUGCCUCUAGCGGUGAUAUAGACGCACUGCAGUGAUUAAGAAUUCUCCCGUAUUUGAGACGCUUCCCAGCUUUCGCUCAGUGAGUCUGGUUUUUGUCUGAUGUGAAUGAAUCGUCCAGUUGGCUGUUUGAGAGAAUCAGACCAUGUGCUUGUUGUGUUUGAGGGGAUGUGCGUGUCUGUCCUCAGGUCAGUUGUCAGAUUUAGAUACAAAAAAGUGUGUUUUUCUGUCUCUACCUCCCUUAUGCUAUGAGCUAGCAUAUCCGGUCCCCUUUCUUUUUGUCCACAAUUAUAUCUCUAUUAUAACUCUCUUUAAGCAUUCUCUCCUCCCUCUCCCUCCCUUUCUCUCUCUUUCUGUCUCUCUCUCUCUCUCUCUCUCUCUCUCUCUCUCUCUCUCUCUCUCUCUCUCUCUCUCUCUCUCUCUCUCUCUCUCUCUCUCUCUCUCUCUCUCUCUCUGAUGAAUGACCUGUGUUGGUUUGGUAUUAUUUGCACUCUGCUUGUGAAUCUUAAUGCACUUAUAGGGAUGGCAGUCCCACUCCCAGUCCACUGUUCCUCAGGAGUCCCCCACUGGCUUUCAGUCGCAUCUGCUCACCACUAACUUUCAUACACUCCCUCUAGCUUUGCUCUCUCACACAAAUAGCCACAUGUAUUCAGAUGGUUAUUUGUUUCUUAACAUAAGAAAGGCACCAGGUUGCUCCCAGGCACAGGCACAUGUGUAUAUACAACAGUGAUACAGUAAUUCAUCUCAAUCCAUCUCUAUAUCUCCCGUACACACACACACACACACACACACACACACACACACAAAUCCUGUCCCAAGCAUGUCCCGAGCAAAAACAAACAAAAAAACCCACAAAAACUCUUUUCCUUACAUAGGAAGAGGAGGUAACCCAGAAUGCACCAGGAAGGGCGUGGCACUGCCAUCCUUUCUAUAGAAGUGACAGUGUUCUGACAUAGACCCGGAACUGGAUUCCCAUCAGAGUUCAGUUUCAGAUCUGGAUUUUUUUUUUUUUUUUUUUUGUUGUGUUCCUCCGGUUCUCUCCCUGUGUUCUUGUGAAAGGUGCGUUGAUCGUGGAGCACCACGUGACCCCCAACUAACACAAAAGUGAAGGGUGUCCGUCCUCAUUUAUCUUGCCUAUUUCUAGUUUUGCAUUCCUUUUUUUGUUGUUGUUGUUGUUGUUGUUGUUGUUGUUGCUGUGUAGGCCUACUACUUGGUUUGAGUGUUUCAAGGGUUUCAGUUGAAAAAAAAAAAAGGUUUUUGCUGCAGUUCUGUUCAAAUGUAGAGGAGUGACAUUAUGUUGAUCCUGAUGAAGUGUGCCAAACUCUGUUUAAGGCUCAAGCCUUCACUCCAGCUAUGCUUACUGCACUGAAAGACGAAAGAAGGAAAAAUGAAACAGAAUUUCUUUUCUGGUUAGAUGACCAGCGGAUGAAAAAAUGAAAGAUUUGAGACCAACGUCGUACCUGUCGUGUGUGGUUGACCGUGCCCCUGAAAUUUACUGGUGCUUAACAACUUUUUCCGGCUUUUUCGCUAACGUUCCAAUCCAUGCAAACCGUGUCUAGUUCUCACUGUGGCGAUCGUUAACGAACACCGGAAUACCUCCGCAUUGCAUGAACGUACGCAUCUACACCCACAAUGACAUACCACCCUCUCCGGCACACCAGCUCUGUCCUGAAGGGCUGAUGUCUGACACCAGAUCAGUUAAAUCAUGUUUACAGCGCCAACGCAGUGUAUGUAUGAUACUAGACAGAUCAGACCGUGCAUCACCAUCCUACCAGCUGACCAUCAGACUUAACCUGUCAUCACGAUACAGCAAGAUGGAACAAAUCAAUGUUAACUAGUGUGCUGUGCUGUGAAUAUACUUGCUAACUGAGAACGAACAAGUCUUUGCUGAGCUAUUUAAAAACAGAAAAAUUAACAAAAAAAUAGUCCAAGUUGUUUAACAGUGUCUUUUUCCAUCAUAAGUAACUGCACUGUUGACCGGUUGAACAUUCUGGUUCUAGAACCCUAAUUUCUGUCCCAACUCUACUCGCUGACAUGUUCCAGCAGAGUUGCUUUCCGGUUCUAGUUCUUGUCCCAGUUGCGUGUGACAUCAGAGCUGUAGAUUCUGCCACCUCCCUCUGCUUCAUCUUAGUUUUUGUCUGGCUGUGCAGCAAAAAAAUAACAAAGUAAAAAAAAAAAAAAGGAAUUGGUCAUUAUGGAGUCGACUCGGAAAUCAUGCAGAAUCCACUCCCAGCAGUAUUAACAUCUGGGCUACAAGUGCAUGCAUUCAGUGGCAUUUGGUUUAUACAUUAGCAGACCCAAUCGUUUUGCAUUUCGUGCGCCUUCCCCCUUUUCUUCUUUUUUGUUAGGAGCCUGCGUGGCCACGAGAUGAGCUCAGUUGCAGGUGUGAGCGUCUCUCGUGGACACGGCUGGGAGCCAGAGGAGCCGCAGAGAGGUUCAGCUGGAGCCCGAGCGCUUCCUCUCCAUUCCACAGCCAAAUAACUUUCCCAGAACAGGAAACUCCCUGCUGGACGGCCUGUAGGUUUUAAGAGCCUAGCUCUGGCUUCAACUGGCUCUAUUGCAGCCUUACAUUCCUCAGAUAUGAAAUAGUAUGUGCCAACAGAUCUGAAUGAUGAUCUGAUCUGAUCCUUCUAGACAAAUCGGUGUAUUAAGCUGUUAAGAGCUAACCCUGUCAUGCAGUUCUUAAAGCAUGGGUAGUAAGACAGUGAGGCAUAUCAGUACUUAUGAAGUAAUGUAUCAGUUAAUGGGCCAGUGUUAAAUUAGGAGUGCAUACAGUAUCAGUAUCUGAUGUUCUCCAUAAUCCUGUCCGAUUUUUCCUCAGUCACUUUGACUGACAUUCACAUCCAUCUAUCAGACCCCACUAUAUAAUGUAUUUGUGAAAUUGGUUUACCACCCCCAAACCACAAUCGCUCUCCUCCUCUUCCUCUUCUAUUACUGACCCUCCCCUCCACACACGUCAGAGAAGAGCGACAGGUUGUUUUAUUUCUGUUUUUCUUUUCUUCGAAUCCCUCCAUCAGUGCUCUCUCCAUUCUAUUUGAAACCCUCUGAAGUGCCGCUGCUUCUGUGCUUGACUCUGGGUUGGAUCACGUGUGGCUCACACGCGUGGUCAUGACGACCGUAGAGCUCGUAACGCUUCUGUGUGUGAUGUUACCAUUAUGCCUUACAUGUUUUCCAGGACUAAUAAAAGAGCAUAACAAAAAUA